AUGUCGACAGUGUUCAUCAGCAAGAGCGUUGACAAGAGCUCUGCGGGCUCCUCAACUGUGUCUCUGGACGGAAUACCAGAGCUGGGAGCUCCGAUAAGCCAGCGGCAGUCCAUUUUCCAGCGAAGUGCGCGAGUUCACAAAGAAGCCAUCGCAACGCAGCCGAGUGUGUUUGAUGACCCCUCCACCUUGGAGAAAUACUACCCAAAGGAUUCAUGGGAAAAUUUCCAUAGAUUUGAUCCAUUAUUUCGUUGGACAUGGGGUGAGGAAUCAAGGCUCGUCUGGAAGCUCGACUUCCGUAUCAUGCUCUGGGCAUGCGUCAUGUUCAUGGCACUGGAGCUCGACCGAGCGAACAUCCUGCAGGCCUUGACUGAUAACUUCCUGGGCGAUUUACAUCUGACGACCGAUGACUACAAUCUCGGCAAUACCGUUUUCCGCCUCAGUUUCCUCUGCGCAGAGCUGCCAUCGCAGCUGGUGUCCAAAUGGAUGGGCCCCGAUCGCUGGAUCCCGCUGCAAAUCUCCCUUUGGAGCAUUGUUGCCGGGGCGCAGUUCUGGCUCUCUGGUAGAAGCUCUUUUCUCGCGACCCGAGCGCUGCUCGGCAUCCUGCAAGGCGGCUUUAUCCCCGACAUUAUCAUUUAUUUGUCUUACUUUUACAAGCAUGCUGAGCUUACCAUUCGGCUUGGCUUCUUUUGGACAGCGUUAAACCUGGCCGAUAUUUUGUCUGCCGUCAUCGCCAUGGGACUGCUGAACAUGCGCGGUGUCGCGGGCAAAGCCGGCUGGCGGUGGCUUUUCUUGAUCGAGGCGUUGCUAACACUUUUGAUUGGCGUCUUGUCCUGGUUGCUGAUGCCGCCUGGUCCUUGCCAAACCGCCAGUUGGUUCCGAGGCAAAGCAGGCUGGUUUUCAGAAAGAGAACAAAAGAUAAUCGUCAACAGAGUGCUCCGAGACGACCCUAGCAAGAGCGACAUGCACAACCGUGAGCCGGUGACACCGCGACUGCUCUGGAAGAGCUUAAAAGAUUACGAUCUUUGGCCGAUCUAUAUCCUGGGGCUAGUAUUCAUGAUCCCAGUCUCGCCACAGGCGUUGUACCUCACGUUAUCACUGAAAGGCCUGGGUUUCAGCCGCUUCCAAUCCAACUUGCUCACAAUACCUUCUACCGUCUUGCAAAUUUUCAGCAUGUUGGGCUUGACCUACCUGGCGGAGCACAUGCGCAGUCUCUCUCUCGUCGCACUGCUGGCACAGAUCUGGGCACUGCCGUUCAUCAUCUACCUCAAUGUCGUCAAUACCGCCACAGUCAACAAAUGGAUCAUGUUUGCCGUCAUCACUCUACUUCUGGGGUACCCAAGCGCCCAUCCGAUCCAAGUCGCAUGGACGUCGCGCAACUCCAACACUGUGCGUUCUCGGACCGUCUCCGCGGCUACAUACAACAUGUUUGUCCAGGGCUGCACCAUUAUUUCUUCGAAUGUGUAUCGCGCCGACGACGCCCCGGACUACAAUCGGGGACACAAGGCAAUCCUCGGCGUAGUGUGCAUGAAUAUUGCGCUCUAUGCGCUCACAAAAGUUUACUACGUGUUGCGCAACAAGAGCCGAGACGACAAGUGGAACGCCAUGACUGAGGAACAGAGGCUGGAGUAUCUAUCAAACCCACCGGACGAGGGCAACAAGAGGCUUGAUUUCCGUUUCGCUCAUUAG
Akanthomyces muscarius is the source of this 1686-nucleotide messenger RNA. RefSeq lists its product as uncharacterized. Gene Ontology annotation, cellular component: membrane. Gene Ontology annotation, biological process: transmembrane transport. Bases 1 to 1686 code for a protein of 561 amino acids. The record is from RefSeq and is a predicted model, not a curated record. The transcript has 10 exons. NCBI's taxonomy places the organism in Eukaryota, Fungi, Ascomycota, Sordariomycetes, Hypocreales, Cordycipitaceae. Gene Ontology annotation, molecular function: transmembrane transporter activity.